Molecule: messenger RNA, 1584 nt
Organism: Prorocentrum cordatum
Lineage: Eukaryota; Dinophyceae; Prorocentrales; Prorocentraceae
Source: the annotation of a GenBank genome assembly
AUGUCCGACGAAUGCGGUUGCGACGGUGGGGCCGACACUCAGUCAGUCAUGAUGGCGCUUGGCGCGGAUGGCGAUGGCGGGUCUCCCGGCAAAUCUGGCACCGACAGUGAUGACCAGCCGUGCCCUGGUUGCAACAGGACUCGGGAUGGGAAGUGCUUCUUCAACGCUGGUGCGAAGACGCCUUGGGCUUUCCCCAACGGGCGCGGCCCGUGGUGCAAGGACUGUCACGGGUGCUACAGGCUGUUCUUCUCUGAGACUAAGACCCCUGUCGCUUUCAGGGCGCGCCUGCAGACUGAGGAUGGCAGAGCAAAAUGGAGCGUGUACCUCGUUGCCUACAUCAGCCUCCGCUACGAGAUCCGUGACGGCCGCAUUUCCAGGACAGCAGGUGGCGCCAGGGUGGGGGUCAUCAAGUGCCUCUUCAACAUCUUGCGCAUGUCCACCCAGCCGUUCGUCAUCCAGACGUUGGCCAAAUGCAUUGCAGACGGCGGCAGCACCGAGAACUUGGUCACGAUCAGGGGCGACGACGGGAAGUGCAGCCUCGGCGUGUUCAAGACGGCCAUCGAGGCCGUCUCCGACGUUGGUUGUUUCCACAUCGACCUCGGCAGUUUCGACGCGACCGCGAAGCUCAUCAGGCCCAUGUUCAGCCAUUCCGAGGCGGAUGUCGACAUGCGCAGGGCCGCGUUCGACGGGGCCGCCAAGGCGGACUCAGUGAUUGUCCGCGCUGGCGCCGCAGGCAGGGUUCUCGAGCAGGACCCGGGGGUCGCCAUGCUGGAUGCGCAGCUCGCCGCGAUCAUCAAGACGUUCGAGGUGUUCUCACAGGUCAACUGGUCCGAUGUCGCGAAGGAGUCGAUGAUCACGCCCUUGCUGGGCAAGCUGGGUCAGCUGAGGAUCGCUUUUGUUUCGGAGUCCAGGGGCGACCUCGUCGAUACCAUCGACAGGUGGACACGUACUCUGACAGGCGCCAAGACGGCCUUGAAGCAGCAUCGGACUUUCAAGAAGUCUAAGACCUACGCCAACACGGUUGCCAUGUCAGAAGAGUUGCCUGAGCUCGCAAAGACGUUGCGUGAUUGCAUGAACAUACAGCCGCACCCGUCCUUCAUCUCGAUCGCCAGUAAGGCAGUCUACCUAAAGCUGAGCCGGCAGCCAAAGAGCUUCCUUGAUACCCUCACUGCGCUGAACGCUGAUCCAGUGUUUGCUGCCGUCGCAGACGCCGCCGACCCGAACACGCUGGACAUGUGGAUGAACGGCUUGUUUAGCAUGUACUUUGUCAACAUUGGUUUGGAUGAGGACGGCGCAGCCACUGAGGACGACAUCACUCAGAAGGUGAAGGGCAUCUCUGCGGACCUGGUGGGCGCGCACGAGGUGUUGAAGGCGUUCGAUGACAAGUUCAAGUCGCGCAAGUUCGUGAGCGAGCUCUCGAUGAUAUGUUCUCUCCUCCAGCUGUGUGUGGCGACGCGCAUGGUCUCUCCCGAGUUGGCAGCGCCAGGCCCGUCGAUCGUGCGAUGGGCCAGGGACGGCGUGCAGUCUUCCGAGCGCUUGCGGGACAUCAGCAAGAAGAUGAAGAAUUCAGUGAUCGGCCAGGAG